AUGGCCAGUCUAACAGAGGGCCACCCACCAAUUGGAAUUGAUGAUAUAAACGAUGAAAGUAAGCACAAGAAAUUGAACACGGAUGUUGUAGAGAGAGAAAGUGGAGAGAGAGAGAUGGGGCACUCGAUUCACAGGUCUGGGUCUCGGCCGCAGCUGGACCUCAGCAAGGCAGCUAUUCAAGGGAAUUUUGAGGAGAAGGAUCCCACAAUUCUGUUGCCUAACCAGUCUGAUGAUAUAUCUCACUUGGCUUUGGAUAUUGGAGGGUCGCUUAUCAAGUUAGUUUAUUUUUCAAGGCAUGAGGACCGAUCAGUUAAUGACAGGAGAAAGAAGUCUAUCAAGGAAAUAUUUGGUGUUUCUAAUGGUAAUAGGAGGAGCUACCCUAUUCUAGGAGGAAGGCUGCAUUUUGUGAAGUUUGAGACGGCCAAGAUCAAUGAGUGCUUGGACUUUAUUUCUUCCAAGCAGCUUCACCGUGGCGGGUUGGAUGCACGCCAUUGGAAUUCUGAUGCCCCAGACAAUGAAAAUGCAGUGAUUAAGGCUACAGGUGGUGGAGCAUUCAAAUUUGCAGACCUCUUCAAAGAAAGGCUUGGGGUUAGUAUAGAUAAGGAAGAUGAAAUGGGUUGCCUCGUGUCUGGUGCAAAUUUCUUGCUCAAGGCAAUUCGUCAUGAAGCUUUUACUCACAUGGAGGGUCAAAAAGAGUUUGUGCAGAUUGACACAAAUGAUUUAUUUCCGUAUCUUCUGGUUAAUAUCGGAUCUGGUGUUAGUAUGAUCAAGGUUGAUGGGGACGGGAAGUUUCAGAGGGUCAGUGGGACUAAUGUCGGUGGUGGUACAUAUUGGGGCUUGGGAAAACUGCUAACCAAAUGCAAGAGUUUUGAUGAAUUGCUGGAGCUUAGUCAACGAGGAGAUAACAGAACCAUAGACAUGCUUGUUGGUGACAUCUAUGGCGGUAUGGAUUACUCCAAGAUUGGUCUCUCUGCAUCGACAAUUGCUUCUAGUUUUGGCAAAGCAAUUUCUGAGAACAAGAAUCUUGAAGACUACAGACCUGAAGAUAUUUCCCUGUCACUCUUGCGAAUGAUUUCAUACAAUAUUGGACAGAUAGCUUACUUAAAUGCUCUGCGUUUUGGGCUUAAGCGAAUUUUUUUUGGAGGAUUCUUUAUAAGGGGUCAUGCUUAUACGAUGGAUACAAUCUCUUUCGCUGUUCAAUUCUGGUCGAAGGGAGAUGCACAAGCAAUGUUUUUAAGGCAUGAAGGGUUUUUAGGAGCUUUAGGUGCAUUCAUGAGCUACGAAAAGCAUGGUUUGGAUGACUUGAUGGUCCAUCAUUUGGUAGAAAGGUUUCCAAUGGGUGCGCCAUACACCGGAGGAAAGAUUCAUGGUCCACCACUGGGGGAUUUAAAUGAAAAGAUAUCAUGGAUGGAAAAGUUUGUGCGGAAGGGAACUGAGAUUACUGCACCUGUUCCAAUGGCUCCACCAGGAACCACUGGCCUUGGUGGUUUUGAAGUCCCAUCAUCCAAGGGAGAUACUUUGCGUUCCGAUGCAAGUAACCUCAACGUCGGUGUUCUCCAUCUUGUACCCACUUUGGAGGUGUUUCCAUUAUUGGCAGACCCAAAAACAUAUGAACCCAACACUAUAGAUCUUGCUGAUCACGGUGAGCUAGAGUAUUGGUUCACUGUGCUGUCAGAGCAUUUGCCAGACCUUGUUGAUAAGGCAGUAGCAAGUGAAGGUGGAACCGAAGAUGCCAAACGGAGGGGUGAUGCAUUUGCUCGUGCAUUUUCUGCUCACCUGGCAAGGUUGAUGGAGGAGCCUGCUGCAUAUGGAAAGUUGGGGCUGGCCAAUCUGUUGGAACUAAGGGAAGAGUGCUUGAGGGAGUUCCAAUUUGUUGAUGCCUAUAGAAGCAUAAAACAAAGGGAAAAUGAGGCAUCUCUUGCCGUACUACCUGACCUGCUAAUGGAGCUUGAUAGUAUGAAUGAGGAAGCAAGGCUGCUUACACUAAUUGAAGGUGUUCUUGCUGCAAACAUCUUUGAUUGGGGGUCUCGUGCCUGUGUUGAUCUCUACCAUAAAGGAACAAUUAUUGAAAUAUAUAGAAUGAGUCGCAACAAGAUGCAAAGACCUUGGCGGGUCGAUGAUUUUGAUCUUUUUAAAGAGAGAGUAUUAGGGUCGGGGGAAAAGAAACCCCACCCACAUAAAAGAGCAUUGCUCUUUGUGGACAACGCUGGUGCUGACGUAGUCCUGGGAAUGCUUCCGCUAGCACGGGAGCUCCUCCGACGGGGAACUGAAGUUGUUCUGGUGGCGAACUCACUCCCUGCACUAAAUGAUGUUACUGCUAUGGAGCUUCCUGAUAUUGUGGCCGAGGCUGCUAAGCAUUGUGACAUUCUUCGCAGGGCUGCUGAAGCAGGAGGCCUACUGGUGGAUGUGAUGAUUAACGCCGCAGAUGUUAACAAAGAAAAUUUCUCUUCGGUUCCUUUGAUGGUUGUUGAGAAUGGUUGCGGAAGCCCUUGCAUAGACUUGAGGCAGGUUAGCUCAGAGCUCGCUGCUGCUGCAAAAGAUGCUGAUUUGGUAAUCUUGGAAGGGAUGGGUCGAUCUCUACACACUAACUAUAAUGCUCAGUUUAAGUGUGAUGCAUUGAAGCUUGCAAUGGUGAAGAAUCAGCGGCUGGCGGAGAAGUUGAUUAAAGGAAACAUAUAUGAUUGUGUUUGCAGAUACGAACCUGCUAGUUCAGAUCUUCAAUCCUCAAGCUUGUGCUAGUCAACCCGGAUGACAUCAUUUGUGUUGUGGAUGUAACAUCUGGGAGGGAUUAAAACUCUCUUCUGCUCAACUAGAUUGUAAUUUUGUUGUUUAUGCCACUUGGUUAAAGGGAAAUGCUUUGGACACAGAUGUCGGGACACAAAUCCGAAGAUGUUCGAUGUGCAUGGGUCCCAUGGACAUAGCGUGUAAACCACGUUCAUCGGACGGUUUCAAAAACAUCUGUGACUGACCGGUGCCCUUGCCAUUUCUAAGAAAAAACACACCAUAACAUACGGGAAUUAUUAGUCUGCUUUUUUGAGCUUGACAACCGUAGCAAAAGAAAAAAAGAAAAAAUCAAAUCAAA
Molecule: messenger RNA, 3082 nt
Organism: Rhododendron vialii
Lineage: Eukaryota; Viridiplantae; Streptophyta; Magnoliopsida; Ericales; Ericaceae
Product: pantothenate kinase 2
Exons: 22
Coding region: 1-2739 (912 amino acids)
Biological process (GO): coenzyme A biosynthetic process
Cellular component (GO): cytosol; nucleus
Molecular function (GO): ATP binding; pantothenate kinase activity
Source: RefSeq, a predicted model, not a curated record